Messenger RNA from Mesocestoides corti, 2055 nucleotides. Lineage: Eukaryota; Metazoa; Platyhelminthes; Cestoda; Cyclophyllidea; Mesocestoididae. The record is from the annotation of a GenBank genome assembly.
AUGCCUACGACUUGUGGAUUCCCAAACUGCAAAUUUCGAUCUCGAUACAGAGGAUUCGAGGACAAUCGGCACUUUUACCGUGUACCAAAGAAACCGGCCGUGCUGAGGAACAAGUGGCUAGAAGCUAUUGGGCGCACGGAGGCGAACAUCGUCAGUCAGUUGCGCAUCUGCAGUGGACACUUCCAUGGAGGUGAGAAGAGGGAAGGUGACAUUCCAGUCGCCGAUCCAGCCACAGAUCCCCCUCGACGAAUUGAACUGCCUGCAAAAGGCAUGCGCGCUUCCAUCACGUCGGGAAUCCGCGGAGGCGGUCACCGAACGACUCAACGUCGGGGCAGUGGACUUGCGGGCGCGUACCGCUAUCGAUCGUUGCUGGCCCAGGCCCCGGGACUGCCACUCGCACCGUCUCUGCUCUCGCAGCAUUCUCUCGUCGCGUUGGCGUCCACUCUGGCGGCGUCGCCUGCGGAACACUGGUCGGAGAUGCUUCACACGUGGAAUUCCCUUCUGAGUGGCGUCCUCUCAAAGCAGGUGUUUCCACGACUUCCUCUUCUUCCGACGCCUUCAAUCGAUUCACCGAACCAGCUUCAUGCUCAGAGUGGUACUAGUCAGUCUUGUGGUGUGAUCUCAAAAACCGUGGUUAUAUUCGAUGGAUUUUCGGGGUGUCGCGUGACCUCGCAAGCCUCGAGAAUCCCUCCACCGUCUUUAGAAAGUGUGGUUAUCGUUCGACGACUCAGUGAAGCCAGUUUCUCUCCAGAGGUCCUCCAAUCAACCACGGUUGUCGUGUUCUAUGACAUGAAACUGUACGACAAAGAGGUCAUUCGUCACUUCACGAACCUUCGGUUUGUCCUCCUCGCUGAUAUGUUCAACAACUCGCUCGACGAAGCCUCUUCGUACCUCAAGGAGCAAGGUAGGCUAGCCUACCAGUCAACAACGUCCUUGAAAACGAAUUUCGGCAUUUACUUUAGGAUAAUGCAACCGGAACCAGACGUGGACACCGCCGCCGACACCGUCCUGGCGAAGAUCCUUCAGUGCAACUACAGCUGCUCCCACUGCGACUGUCCAAGAGUUGUUCCAGCGCGUUUCAGAGCCGGUCAGCAUGCCGAAAGGUUUCUUUACAGAAGCCUUCGCGGAAAAAUCCUUGGUCUGGUUGGAUUAGGUCAGUCUGGAACUGCCAUUCUGUCCGUUACCCUGGUUACGACAUCGUGGCCUUGUCACAGUUUACUGGGUGAAGUGACGAGCCCCAACCGAUCUGUGGAAGGUCGGGGUAAUCCACGAGAGGUUGCAAGUUUGUUUUCUUCCAUCUACACAGAUCCAAUCGGCUUGGCGGUGGCUAGACGGAGUUGUGUGUUCGGGCUGCAGGUUCUCGUCUACGACCCUACAGCACCUGACGGCACCUGCAGUGGACUUGGUCUGGAACAUUGCGAGCUGUUUGAGCACUUGCUGCCUGUCUGCGACUUUAUCUCCUUCCACAAUUGGUACAGACGCAGCAACCAUUUGAGUGUAACAAGUAACCACUUAGAUCUGAUGCAAAAAGAUGUUUGUAUUAUUUGUUCAACCAAUCGUGUGACCUUCGACCUAACAAUCAUAGCCAGGCAUCUUGCGCAGGGCCGACUCAGGCAUGUUGUUCUCACUGGUGAACAGUACAACAAGUUACAGCCAGAGAUGGCGUUCACACCAGGGGUCCCCCCCACUAGACUCUCCAACUUCUGCCAAAUCAACCAAUCAGAUCUGCUCACUGAGGAGUCCAUCAGGCUGCAUCGUCGCAGGGUUGCGAACGAGGUCGCCAACUUCCUGAGCAGCGCGUCGCCUUACCGCCUCAGUCCCGUCGUCCAGCGUCCGGUCACGACAGCUAAAUCGGGGUCAUCUCGCGCGAGCACUUCAAGCUCCCUGUCCGAGCCAAGCACGCAGAUGGACUCGAACGUCUCUAGCGCUGACGGUGAGUUUGUUUUAAUUUGCUUAUUCUCAAGGUUGCAACUUUGGGGGGGGUAUUUCACGUCAAGGUCAAAUCGCUCGACUUCACUUAAACGAAUCGCACAUUUGGGUAAGGCGUUAGGUUGA